UCUCUUUGGCGCACGAGAUUUACCGUAAUAGCAGCCCACCUCUCUUUUCAGGCCACAUUUCUUUUUACCUGUCGUGUUUGUUGAUGUUGUAGCCAGUUCUCUGAAUUUGGGUCAGGGGUUAUUACGCUCCCACAGACCAUAGCAAAGUUUUGGAAAGGAAGAUGCGGGAAGAGGACUCUUCUCCAAUGGACAGUGCGGGGAACAGCGAUGAGGAGACCGACCGUGAGCCGCCCAGGAGAGGCGCGAGGAAGCGGCGAGCGACACGGAGGCGUGCAGAUGACGAGGUUGAAGAGGAGGGAGACUUGGAGAGUCCGAGCACCGGGAAGAAGAAAAGCAGAAAGAGCUGCGAAGGAGGAGGUGGCAGUGCGGGGAGCGGAGACAGUGAGGCCAGCAGCAGCAGCAGCCCCGCGCCCUCCUUCGAUGACCUACACACACAGCGCGUGGUGGCCAACAUCCGCGAGCGGCAACGAACGCAAUCCCUGAACGAGGCUUUCACGUCGUUGCGUAAGAUCGUUCCCACCCUCCCGUCGGACAAACUCAGCAAGAUCCAGACGCUAAAGCUGGCGUCCCGGUACAUCGACUUCCUGUGCCAAGUUCUGCAGAGCGAUGAGCUGGACGCGCGAGGGACCAGCUGCAGCUACGUGGCGCACGAGCGCUUGAGCUACGCGUUCUCGGUCUGGAGAAUGGGGGGCUCUUGGUCCUUGUCUACUACUACUACUACUACUACUACUACAACUACUACGUCCCACUAGCAGGGCUGCUGUGGAUGGUGCAGCACGAAUAUCCAGAGUGCAGAACCAGUGGAUCAGGCCCCUCAGAUAAACUGAAACAGGCGAAACACAGAUGAGGGGCUAGUCGCUGUGGGCCUCGGAGGAGAGUUGGCUUUUCAUAUUCUCUGCUGCAAGGACUGUAAUGCUUGCAAGGGAGCACUUAGGACAGACAGGACAGAUAUGAAGAAAGAAAGACCACUGCGACCAUGAAUGUUGUAAAAACAAAGUGAUUUCUGAGGAAC
Eleginops maclovinus (Patagonian blennie) is the source of this 1012-nucleotide messenger RNA. RefSeq names its product twist family bHLH transcription factor 1a (gene twist1a). The transcript is spliced from 2 exons. Gene Ontology annotation, biological process: regulation of transcription by RNA polymerase II; developmental process. Gene Ontology annotation, molecular function: RNA polymerase II transcription regulatory region sequence-specific DNA binding; DNA-binding transcription factor activity, RNA polymerase II-specific; protein dimerization activity. NCBI's taxonomy places the organism in Eukaryota, Metazoa, Chordata, Actinopteri, Perciformes, Eleginopidae. Bases 162 to 752 code for a protein of 196 amino acids. The record is from RefSeq and is a predicted model, not a curated record.